Molecule: messenger RNA, 3829 nt
Organism: Salvelinus fontinalis (brook trout)
Lineage: Eukaryota; Metazoa; Chordata; Actinopteri; Salmoniformes; Salmonidae
Gene: tmem79a
Product: transmembrane protein 79a
Exons: 4
Biological process (GO): regulated exocytosis
Cellular component (GO): trans-Golgi network membrane; lysosomal membrane
Source: RefSeq, a predicted model, not a curated record
GGUUCGGUUUCACUGCGCCGAGGAGGCACACGUGCAGCGCACAGCGCUCUGAUAGGAGCGCGGUGAGAAAGCAGCCUCUUUAUUGGCCUGUUGAUUGUAGACAAAGACCCUGUUCAGUAGACUGUCUAAUGUUGGCCUACCUGCGAUUUAUGAAAAUAAAAUAUGAUGGGUAGCCUAUAUUUACCACGAGAGGAUGCAUCUUCUCCGAUUAAAAUGAAAAAAAUAAUUUCUAAAGAUUACCAGAUGGGUUUAACAUGGUAUAUAGACAAAAAUGUGUUUAACAAACUCUCUCUAUCAAUGUUAUAUCUGUGGUUUUGAGCUCGCCAGAUUGUAGUCCUAAAACCCGGAAAUAAAUUACUUCUGGUUGGUUCAGCCAUACCUAUGGGAAAACAAUCGGGUUUUGAGAUAAACGUCGAAAAUAAGGUCUGAGGUUAACACAGGCUUAGGAGAUCGUAUACGUUUUGUUCUAUGAUAUAAUAUCAGCCAGUUAAUAUGACCAUUAACUUAAUAAUUAUGAAACCUUUAUAUGUUUUAAAAAUAUAAAUGCCUCAAAAUUCACAAAACGUGACGUUAUCUGAUAAAGAUUAUCUCAUGGAACAAAACGUAUAGAAACCCCUAACCCUGUGUUUAACACACACCCUAUUUUCGUUGUUUAUCCCAAAACCUUAGCAAAACGCCAUUCAUUUCCCCAUAAGCGUUACCAUGUUAAACCAUGGCAGAGUUAGUGCAUACAAAAAACGCCAUUACUACAAUUAGGCUACAGGGUUCAAAGUUCCUUAUGUCUUGAUGUUUUCACAAUGGAUUUGGUCCAGUAUCGUUAGACCAGACUCGCAAAGCAAGUUUUUACAACAACAUUCCUUCUCUGUAGCGCUCUCUGUUUCUGCACUGCAUUACAAAUUGAUAUAAAGUAGGCUAAUACUUCUUUCUUUACCUUUACCAACUGUAUCUAACAAUAUAAAACAAUAUAUCUCUUUCUGAGUGCAGUGGGCAUAAGGAUGUUGCUAAUUCCCACUUUGCACAGGAAAAGUUAACUUCCUUCCAUUUAAAAGAUUAAAGUUCAAUACUCACUGACUCACAGCUUAUCAAAUAGAUUGAUUUGUAGUCACACAGUAAUACAUAAACAGUUUUAUUGCUCUUGCCUUUCAGGUGAAUCAGUGGGAUUUGCCCUUAUGAGAAUGUUUUGUACCAACUUGUUUUAUGGAAUAUCAUUUGAAAUGUUGAAACACAAUGGUAAAUAGUCACUUUGCAGACAGACGGGCCAAUAAUUGCACUCACAACACAUAGCCCCUAGACAUGAAUAUCAUACAGACUGAGACAGGCAGAGAAACAGUGAUGUCAGAGCACCUGACUUUAAACCCAGAGCCAGAUGAAGAACGAGCUGGAGGGCCUUCUACAACCAGUAGGUCUGCUGCUACAGGACCUCAAACACCUGGAUUGGAACAACAGGGCCUAGAUCACAGGAGGAUGGAAGGAGAAAAGGGGGAAGAGGAUGAGAAGGAGGAGGAGGCAACCAGCUCAGCUACCUUUGAGCCUAGCACUUUGCUAUGGCUGGGAGACGAAGAGAUGGUGUGAGAGGGAGAGAAAGGAAGUGUAGCGUCUGAGAGCAAGGGAACUGAAGGGGAGGAGAGGGAGAUAGGGAGCCAAGAGCUUCUGGAGGGACAGGAGAGACAGCAGGAGAGUGAGCGAAAGGCAAAAUGGAGAGAAAGUAUGCCAGAGGAAGAGAGAUGGAUGGAUGAGGAGGUGGAGGGAGGCCAAGAUGAGGAAAGGGAUGGUUCGCUUGCAGAUGAUGAAGACGAGGAGGAAGGCCAAGUCAAUUGGAUGCCAGAAAAGGCUAUGCAGGUCUUCACUCUGACAGUGAUAGUGCGUCCAUCUAGCAAAUGGGAGGAGUUCCCACCCGAAAAUAACUACUAUGAGGAAAUGGACACUGAGAAGAGUUCUUUCUUAGAGCCCCAGACACAUACAGGCCCACCAGUAUACUACUACCCACAAUGGACAGAGGAGCGGGACAACUACACACAUAUGUGUUGCGGUGAUGUUCUGAAACUUGGCCUGGGCAUUGGUGCUGCAGCUGUUCUAUUCCCUCUACUCGUGUGGGGCGGCUAUGCCCUCUUGCCCUUUGAUGCCCCGCCACUGGACAGCGCCCCUCUCAGGCUGGUGUACACACUGCGCUGCUCCUUUUUUGCUGUCAUACCCAUCAUUCUAGGUGUGCUGGUGCAGGGGGUGGCGCGGCUGCACUACGGCGCCUUAACGCCCCUCUACGAGGGCAAGGUGGGGGAGGAGAGCCGGGAGAUGGAGGUGCACCGGCACUACGUGGUUGACUCGCUCUCCCUCUUCCUGCUCUACUUCCUGCAACUGGGCGUUAUGGCCACCUACAUCAGCCAGAACCUGCUCAAGAUGGUGCCCCUGCUCACCAUCGUCUUUGCCUUCGGCAGGCUGAUCUACUGGGUGUGUGUGACCCUAGGCAGCAGUGUGAGGGGUUUGGGCUUUGGCCUCUCCUUCCUGCCCAUACUGGUCAUGCUGGGCGCCAACCUCUACUUUGUGUGCUCGUCACUCAGUGAAGGGGCUGUCUUUGAUGUGGCCCCGCCCACCACUGCUCCACCUCCCCGGCAGAGUUGGUGGGGCUAAGGAGGAAGAGGAGUAGAUAUGCCCAAUCCUGAAUCCUAGAUGGGCACCCAGUCCCUAGACACUUGUGUAGAUCUGAUAAGGAUAAAUCACAUGGGAAUAUGUCCACUUUGCUUUCUGAUAGACCAGGGGCAUGCUCAGUAGGCAAACAUUGUGCAACCUUGUAGAUAGAAAUGUAUUCCUUACUCUAUAUGUCAGAGUUGCAAGUGUGUUCACAAUAUAACACACAUUCCCCAAUGUUUUGCCCUACUGAGGUUUGUUUGAAAUGUUGUUGGUAACCAUUCAGCUCUAUACAACUGUCAUGGUGUUGAUUUGGAAGGAGAGAGGGGGGGAAGAAUCAAUCAAGUUCGUCAGCUUGGAUUUCACCUUCAUCUGAAACAUUGGAUUGCAUUUGCAGUGGUUGAUGGUGAAAUACAAUGACUUGAGGCUAGCAACCCCAUAGAAGUUGCUUGUAAUUGAAGGAUCGUGUGCCAUACGCCCUAUGGGACUCCCAAUCACGGGUGUCUUCCAAGUUUACAUUUAUGAAGACUUGAAUGCAACUUUGCUGGAGUAUAAACCUAGUGCAGAGUUGACCAUUUUUAAAGAAAGAGUGUCAAACAGGCUGGAAGCCCAUAACAAGGAAUAACAAAAUAUAUUUAACUGAAGUAACCAAAUACAAUUACCAAUGGUGUGAGUGGUUGCGUGCAUAGAUGUGAUAAUGAGGGGUGUUGAAUGGUAUCCAAACAAAAUGGCCACAAAAAUGCUACAACCAAAAUCCAACAGUGUUGUCUGCAUGGAGUCUCCUCAAUGAAUGGGGAAGAGGUGUGUCCCAUUUCGCUGACAACCCUCCCGGCUUUGCCCACCAACAUCCUAAUAAGGAAAACGAGAAAGAAUACGGCUGGGAGGGUUGUCACAGUGGAUAUAAUUGUUUCAACUGUGCAAUGUUUACAUUUAAUUUCCAAAUUUGUACAGCAUUUAAUACUCCCAAUGGAUGGGAAUGAAGUGUAAUUUAAUGACUACAUGCAAUAUGUGCCUUGUCAGUACAGUACCAUAAAAGCAAUGAACAAUCAGUACAUUGUUUGUAUAUGGCAGCCAGCUGAUAUUGUUGUAUUCCUUUUGGACAUUGUCGUUCAAUAUGUUUACACUCAUAAUGGAAUGAUGUUUCUCAUCCAAUUUGUAAGUCGCUCUGGAUAAGAGCAUCUGCUAAAUGACUUAAAUGUAAAUAAUA